Molecule: messenger RNA, 2295 nt
Organism: Xylona heveae TC161
Lineage: Eukaryota; Fungi; Ascomycota; Xylonomycetes; Xylonales; Xylonaceae
Exons: 4
Coding region: 37-2019 (660 amino acids)
Biological process (GO): DNA-templated transcription
Molecular function (GO): zinc ion binding; DNA binding
Source: RefSeq, a predicted model, not a curated record
CUAUUGAAUUAGUCGAGGAGGCGUUUCACCACCACCAUGCCGAUACUCCCGAAGGUUCUGAAACAUCUGCAUUUUCAGCCGAAGCUGCUUUCCCGUCAUGUGAGGAGCACCUCGGAGCGUGCGACUGCGCACCCCAAAGGCCCAUUCGCACCUGAAAGCGAACUUUCGUCCUUGCUCCCACGAUUUGAAGUCGCCAAACUGCUCGUUGACAAUUACUUUGACCGUAUUCAUUGGUUCAUGUUGCUGUUUCACCAGCGGGACUUUAGAGCAAAUUUCGAAAUUUUGUAUUCAUUACCCUCAACUAGACCUCCAGGCCAAAAUAUAGCGACGAACAAUCGAGUAGGCCAAGUGGCUGUGCUCCUGGCUGUGUGUGCCAUCAGCCUGCAAUAUACAACUGAUUCACAAAAGCAAGCUCUCGCACGUCAUGGCGUCGAUCUACAAGCUCUCCAGCAAAGGUUUCUGACUGCCUUAAAACAGAAGCUUUUGGAUAUUUUGUCUCUAGGGUCUUUGGAAACGGUGCAAACAUGUGUUUUGCUGGGGAGCUACUACCUGUAUCAAGGAGAACCUGGACUGGCCUGGCCUCUGUGCGGCUGUGGUCUAAGAAUUGCUCAAGCAUUAAAUUUACACCGGAACUUAACAAAUUCAGCGUCCGCCCGCCAAAGUGACGUCCAACCAAGUCUUGCGGCUAGGAAGCGCGGCUGGUGGGCAGUUUACGAGAUCGAGACCUUUUGCUCAAUGAUGUACGGCUUUCCUCUGAGCAUAUCGGAUAGCGACUGCGAUGUCGACGAAUUGGAUCCCUUUGACGAAUACUCAGGCUCUACAUCACAAGCGCAGACUUCUGAGCAGCCAACUCUCUUGUUUUUUAAAUGUUACAUGUCGAAACUCUCAAGAAUUGUCAAGUCUGCUCUGACCGAUCUUUACGGCACCCAUCGGGAUCUGGACAGAGAAAAUCAUCCUAUCAUGAGCCACAAUGCACGCCUCCAGAGCCUCAUCAAGAAGGUGCAGGACUUGGACUCGCGGCUUUUGCAAUGGCGAGAAGGUGUAGCGGCAAAGCUUCGGCCAACGACUAUUAGUGAUUCGGGUUCCAAUCAAGCUCGUGUUUCAGGCCAUUCUGAUCAGAAUGUUGACAAAACUUUUGAAGAGCACCUUUUCCAGCUCCAGGCACUGGCACUCAAAUUGGCUUAUGAGAAUGCGAGGAUUCUAGUCCAUCGACCACUUUUAUCAUACAAAACUAUCAUUCGCGAGGGCGGUUCACGCCAGUCAGCUGCUCCUGACCCAUUUCAGUAUUCUAUCGAAAUAUGCCGAGACGCAGCCCUCCAAAUAUCGAGAGUCGGAUCAGUGCCUAAUUUUAAGCAGGUAUAUGAUACAUAUGCAGUCACGUUUGUCUCUUUGCACCUUUUCACCGCCGGGGUAACUCUUUGCAUAAUGGCGAGCCUCGAUCCGCUAAGUCGCGAAGCACACGAAUCAAAAAGAGGCGUUCGGGCGCUGAUGGAGAUGCAAGGGUUACUGAAGCCAAAAUCAGUUGCUGCUGGGCAGGGGUUGGAUAUCCUUCGAAACCUGAUGUCGCUUGUCAUGGCCAAAGAAAUUGACAGUAUGUUCGAGAUGGAGCAACCUGCCUCCGUGAAUGAGACAGAAUCUGCGAACCAGUCUUCAGUCUUGAAUCUCCCUCACCAGAGCGCUGAUCAGCAUUGUGAGCGAGAGAGACAACCGGGGUCACAAUUCCGCACAGCCACGUUGCCAACGCAGAGAGAAUGUGAUAUGAACUCGUCGGAACCUGACCAAAAUUUACUAGACGCUCCUCUACAGUUGGAUAUGCCAUUCGACUGUACAAACUUUGAUUUUUGUGAGAAUCCAUCCAUCACGGAGGCUUUGCUAGACUUUGAACAAGUGAUCAAUUACCCGCCGAGUGAUACCGUAGAUGAUGACACAAGUUCAAGUCAUGCGGGUGAACUUCCUUCUGGCGGUUUCCAUGUGGGGCAGGAUCAAGGAUGGAUAUGGGGCUGGAACUAUAAUGCAUAGAAGACGUGGUAGUCAUAGUCCAGGCCUAUGGCUAAGGAAAUUGACGACGGCGAAAUCGGACACUAACACUAGGAUGACUUCUUAUGGCUAAAAUGGAAAGAGGAGCGUGGCUAAAUACCGUCCUACCGUGAUCCGUACUUCCGCCGGAGAAAAUUACUCGAUCAAGAAGGGCUUCCGCCUCCAUGGUCUGUGGCAAAUCUAGGCAUGGCCAAUUCUGGUUUAGGUCACCCAGAUCUAUACCAUCAACAACAGCCUGCCUGUACGCCGACUGAGGGC